Molecule: messenger RNA, 2633 nt
Organism: Gymnodraco acuticeps
Lineage: Eukaryota; Metazoa; Chordata; Actinopteri; Perciformes; Bathydraconidae
Exons: 7
Coding region: 699-1964 (421 amino acids)
Source: RefSeq, a predicted model, not a curated record
UAAGUAUAGUUCAUUAGUGUAACACAAAUUACAUUAAUCAAUUCACUUAUUAAAUGUAUUUAAGACAGAGCAACUCAAAAUGAAUUGUUUUCAUUGGGGACCGCCCCUUUGCACACCCCCUUUGCGUAUGCGCAACAUCCGUUCUGUCAUUUGCCGCCUUUUGUCUAACACUGACUGUGGAAACUGACUGGGGAAACUGACGGUGGAAAGUCUAUUAUUUGUUUGAUCAGCAUUAACAAGCACCUUGGGGAAACCUCUUAUUUAUGGUUAUGCAUGUGGCAGUGCAAACACUGCAGUUUGGAACUAGCUAGCAGAUUAAAAGGUGUUCCAUAACGGCAGGUCGGGCGCUUCUGCGCAUCAUCUUUGCCGACCAGUCUGACUCUAGAAAACUGACCCUGGAUUCGGGAAUCCCAGCAACAGUUGAAGAACUGCACACAUUUGUCAAGACAUCUCUUCAAUUGAAAGAGGACUUCCGUCUGCAAUACAUGGAUGUUGACUUUAACGAGUUCAUGAAUCUUACAUCAGUGUCUGAAAUUCAGGAUAAAAGCACACUGAAAGUAAUUUACUCUCCUAUAUUGUCAAAUAUUGAGCCCUCCAUCACUUAGUACACAGUUGACUCAUUUGAUAAGACCUCAAUUACUGGAAGCUCAGAGUCUCUAAUCCCUGCAUCAUCAAUAGCCUCAUGCUGCAGUGAUGAUAUGGUGUAUACGUCAACCCCGCAUCCAUCCCCUGAAGCUCAGGCCUCACAAUUGUUAUCCUGGCCCACAGUUUUUGUGGUUCCUAAGCUCACCUACGAGGCUGAAUUUGAGCUUCAUCUACAGAAUGCAGAGUUUGAGACAACUGGUACAUACUUCCAGCCUGGCCUAAAGCUGAAAGGAGUCAUUCUUGAUGGCCUAGCCCAAGAAAUGAUCAAAUUCACAAAAUAUCCAAAAGACUAUCAGUGUGAAGAGGUAGCUGCAGCGUUGACGAGGGCCCACCCUUGUUUGGGGCAGCUAGGAUCCAAGAUAGGAUUUGGGGGGUGGAAACAGUCUCUUAAGUACAAAAUGCAAAACUAUCGUACAAAGCUUGGCCGUCUUGGACAUCCUGAAAUCCUUGUGAACUCCUUAAAGCACAAGAAAGCAGGCCAAGGCAAAGCUGCAGCAAACAUAAAAAAAACAAGAAAAGCUGAAAUAAACUACAUUCCUCUGCACCCAAAAGGCGAAACCACAGAAAGCUUGGAGAACGAGAGAAUUGCCUUAUUGUCAGAACUGAAAAAGCGUGACAAUGAAGUGGUGAUAAAAGCAAAAAUGGAAAAAACCUUCUCUCACAGACGCCUUGAGAUUGUGGAGCAAAGGCCUUUGAUAGGGGACUUCAAAUGCAGAUGGCCUGCUCUGUUUCAGCAGAGUGAAGUGAAUGCGGAGUUUUUGAGGAUCACAACAUCACCACUUCAAUCAAAGUUCAUGUGGCAGCUGGACCACUUCUCAGACAAGCUCUUGAAGAUCUUCAAGAUCAAAGGAGGACUAAAGGGCCACAAAAUCAAGGAAGCCCUUGCAAUAUCAGAUUUGUUUGAAAACAUCCACAUCAAGAGGGGGUGCAUCCUGCGAAGCAUCGCGAUCUACCUCAACGAGGAUCCAGACUCUUUUUUUAAGGAGUAUCAGGCCACUGCCUCUGAAGAUGCCAAGAGGGACAUGGCAAACACAGUCAUGGGCAUAUACACACUUCAAAGAGAUGUGGAUGGGCAGCAAGAGGACGUGGGAAUUGUCAUCGAAGGCAAUAUAGUCAUGGACAACUUGGGCAGCGUGAUUGUGGGGUUUGUCAUGCUAUUGGGACUUAUUUAUGCCCUGGAUUUGAGCUUUCCGGACAACCUCAAACACACCUUCGAGUUCAUGCAGAAGGUAGUGAUGAAUCUGGAUGGGCACAAGCUGAAUGGUAAAAUCGAAAGUCUGAAGAUCAAGUUGUUCGAUUUAAAUGUGAAAAAGAAGUGACUCAUGAGUUCAUUGUUGUCAUUUUAUUCACGAGUUUCCUAAUCAGAGCAGAUUGAGCCGUUAUAUCAAUCAUUUGUGCUUUUCUGUAUUUGUUUGUUUCAACACACUGUAACACUAUUUCCAUAUGUUGGUGUUUGCAGUGCACUCUUCAUGUUAUGUGUUAUUGUCCUGUUAGAAGAGCAGUGCAUACCCCUGUUAUAUUGUAUUCAUUGUAUUUGGCAAAGGGAGAUUUGUAAGUUAAUUAUAGGAGUUCCAUUUCUCUGCCAUUUUAAAAAUGGUAUUAUCUUUCAGAAAUGUUUUUCAUCUUUCAGUGUGAAUUCAUUCAUUUUAAAACACUAUUGAAUGGAGGAUUGUUUUGAAUAAUGUGAAUUUAAAAAUAAAAAAAACUAAACCAUGUUUUCUAUCAUGUGUAACACAUUUUUAUUAAAUUAUAUUUAACCUCAUUAUUUCAUUUUCAAUUAAUUAAAUAGGAUUUAGGUGGACUAGCAUUAUCUAAAUUCAUAAAGGUAAUGUUAUCAUUUUACUUAAACUCUAUUUGAAAAAUUUGAGUUGGACUAACUCAUUUACAUUAUACUGCAUGGAUGCCAUUAGUUUGAGUUUGUGCCACAUAUAUUUAUUGGAUGGAAAACCUGCCAACAAUAAAAUUGAGUUAAUCCAAUGAGUUAUUUC